AUGAUAAUGAACAACCAAACUGUCAUCUCCCACUUCCUCCUUAUGGGCCUGCCCAUCCCCCAAGAGCACCAGCACCUGUUCUAUGCCCUGUUUCUGUCCAUGUACCUCACCACUGUCCUGGGGAACCUCAUCAUCAUCAUCCUCAUUCUACUGGACUCCCAUCUCCACACACCCAUGUACUUCUUUCUCAGCAACUUGUCCUUCUCUGACCUCUGCUUCUCCUCUGUCACAAUGCCCAAAUUGCUGCAGAACAUGCUGAGCCUUGAUCAAUCCAUCACCUACACAUGUUGUCUGAUACAAAUGAACUUUACAAUAAUUUUUGGAAACAUAGAGAGCUUCUUUAUUGUGGUCAUGGCCUAUGACCGCUAUGUGGCCAUCUGCUUCCCCCUUCAUUACACCACCAUCAUAAGCCCCAAACUCUGUGUGAGUCUGGUGGUGCUGUCCUGGGUGCUGUCCACAUUCAAUGCCAUGAUGCACACCCUACUCAUGGCCAGAUUGUCAUUCUGUGAAGACAAUGUGAUCUCCCACUUUUUCUGUGACAUAUCUGCUCUGCUCAAGUUGGCUUGUUCUGAUACUCAUAUUAAUGAAUUAAUGACAUUUAUCAUGGGAGGGCUUGUUAUUGUCAUCCCAUUCUUACUGAUCAUUGUGUCCUAUGUACAAAUUGUCUGUUCGAUUCUAAAGGUUUCAUCUACUCGAGUUAUCUACAAGGUCUUCUCCACCUGUGGCUCCCACCUGUCUGUGGUCUCACUGUUCUAUGGGACAAUUAUUGGUCUCUACCUAUGUUCAUCAGCUAAUGACUCCACUGCAAAGGAGACAGCCAUGGCCAUGAUGUACACAGUGGUGACUCCUAUGCUGAAUCCCUUCAUUUACAGCCUGAGGAACAGAGAUAUUAAGGAGGCCCUGAUAAGAGUCCUUUACAAGAAGAAAAUCUCCUUAUAG
Molecule: messenger RNA, 939 nt
Organism: Arvicola amphibius (Eurasian water vole)
Lineage: Eukaryota; Metazoa; Chordata; Mammalia; Rodentia; Cricetidae
Product: olfactory receptor 1468-like
Exons: 1
Coding region: 1-939 (312 amino acids)
Biological process (GO): G protein-coupled receptor signaling pathway
Cellular component (GO): membrane
Molecular function (GO): G protein-coupled receptor activity; olfactory receptor activity
Source: RefSeq, a predicted model, not a curated record